AUGCACGGUUGUGCAUAUAAGGGAGACCUCGAUGUUGACGGAGAGGACGAGGCCGACACAGCGAAUAAGGCGCAGGAAACGGAUCGCGAAGGCGAGGCGAAGGGCGAUGACGAAGCCCAGGAGGAAGGCGCAGGCGAGCAGCGCGAUAUGCCCGCUGGAGUCAAGGAGGUUGAUCCGACGCAGGCGGGCGUGGCGGAGGAGCCAAGCGCGGUGAAAGCGGACGGGAAGAAUGGUGCUCAGAAUCAGACGCGUGGCAAAGAGAAGAACGACGGCGGGAGGCGUAGCAGCGGCGCGCGCUCACCGAAUCCGCGUCAGCACCGAGACGAGAAACGCGGAGGCGGGGUGCGCGUGUCCGAUCUGCGGCAGCACCGUGACGAAGGGCGCGGCGACGGCGUGCGCUCACCAGGCCUGCGACAGCAUCGCGAUGUGGGGUACGCUGGCGGCGCGCGCUCGCCAGAUCCGCGGCCGCCGCGUGACGAGAGGCGCGAAGGCGGCUACCGCUCGCCUGAUCCGCGGCCGCUGCAUGACGAGAGGCGCGGAAGCGGUUACCGCGGAGGUAUCACGGCGGGAGGAGCGAAGGGGGCUCGCGCUCACCAGAUCCGCAUCACUAUCGUGAUGGGAGACGCGGAAGUGGCUAUCGCUCGCCCGGCACGCAACGGUACCAUGAAGGGAGGUGGGGAGGCGAGGCGCGCUCGCCGGAUUGGCGUCAGCGACAUGAGGAAAGCCGGGGAGGCAGAUACCGCUCGCCGCAGCGGCAGCGAAGCAGGGAUGGAAGGCAGGGCGGCGGGUCUCGCUCGCCUGGGCGGUAUCGGCAGCGUGACGAAAGAUGUGCCGAUGAAGGAGGACAGGAUCAACGCGGCAGCAGAGUGGGAGGCAGCGGGCUGA
Molecule: messenger RNA, 885 nt
Organism: Closterium sp. Naga37s-1
Lineage: Eukaryota; Viridiplantae; Streptophyta; Zygnematophyceae; Desmidiales; Closteriaceae
Source: the annotation of a GenBank genome assembly